AUGUCGCUUCUGGGAUUGCCGCCUAAUUUCUUUCAUGAAUCGAUGCUAUGUAGUAUUGGAGGGGGUUUUGGUCGCUUCUUGAAGAGGGAUAAUGCUACAGCUUGUGUAACUCGUUCGGAAGCUGCGAGAAUAUGUGUUGAAAUUGAUAUAUCUAAACCGGUGCAGAAUGCUUUCUGGCUGGGCACUCCAGGCUUGGCGCAGAGUCAUUUUCAAGAGGUAUUUUUCGAGUCGAUGCUUGUGUAUUGUUUACAUUGCCAAAAACUUGGUCAUGUCCAACAUAAUUGCCAUCGUCGUGUUCGAGUUCAGUCUAAAGAUAAGCAGGUUAUAAAUGUAGUAGAGGGGAAGACAGAACGCCCGAAACAGAAUUGGAAGGUAGUGGGGAUUCGAAAUACAGAGGCCAAGCUGACGGACCAAGAUACUGUUGGGGGAUCACAAACAAAAAACGAGGAUAAUGAGGAGAUACCAGUUAGCUCUGUAAAUGGUUCUCCCCGCUGCUCGUUGAAAUUAAUAGAUGAAGCUUUGGAAUUUGAAAUUGGUUGUAUGGCUGAGAGAGAAAUCUUGAGGUUGGGCGGACUUGAGGAGGAGGGGAUGCUUGGGAAUGACACAGUAGUUUUGGAUGGAGACCCUGAGGAAGAACUAAACGAGUUAGCAGCAAAAAAUUUUGACUCGGAUCCCAACAUGAAUGUCCUUUGA
This is a messenger RNA of Juglans regia (Persian walnut), 693 nucleotides long. RefSeq lists its product as uncharacterized. Bases 1 to 693 code for a protein of 230 amino acids. The transcript has 2 exons. The record is from RefSeq and is a predicted model, not a curated record. Lineage: Eukaryota; Viridiplantae; Streptophyta; Magnoliopsida; Fagales; Juglandaceae.